Messenger RNA from Chilo suppressalis (striped riceborer), 2680 nucleotides. The record is from the annotation of a GenBank genome assembly. Lineage: Eukaryota; Metazoa; Arthropoda; Insecta; Lepidoptera; Crambidae.
GGAUGCCGGGUUUAUUUUGAUUACAAUUUAGUUAGGUUAAUGUGUAAAUUUAUGGAAUUACACAUUCUUUAUAAAAAGACGGGACUUUCAUUCACAAAAAUCGUUAAAUAUAUAUAUUGUACAACAAGGUUUCAUAAAUAUCCUCGAUUGUUAUCUUUAUAUAUAUAAUUCUUCUGUGAGUGUGUAUGUCACUGAACUUCUCUUAAACGACUGGACCGAUUUUGAUGAAAUUUUUUGUGUGUGUUCAAGGGGAUCUGAGAAUGGUUUAGAUUCACAAUUUAGUCCGCUGGACAAACCCUAUUUUUUUAGGGCGGUACGAAGUUCGCUGGGUCAGCUAGUUAUUAUAUAUAUUGUUGUUUACCAUGGAGAGUGUUUUGGUAUUAAAAGAUUACAAAACGGUUCCUGAUAUUGUUCACGAAUACGAGCCUUCUUUAAAGUUUGGCCAUAUUCCCUUAGUGAUAGACAACGGUUCUUACCAGUGUAGGGUUGGUUGGUCUAUAUAUGAUGAACCACAACUUAUAUUUAAAAAUCUGAUAGCGAGACCAAGAAAAGACAGAAGUAAGAAAGAUGCAGAACCUCCGGUAACCCCUCCCAUUCAAAUAGGCAAUGAUAUUGUAAACAUUGAAGCUGUAAGGUUUCAACUGAAGACUCAAUUUGAUAAAAAUGUAGUGACUCACUUUGAAGCACAGGAGCAAGUAUGUGACUACAUCUUCUCUCAUCUUGCUAUUGACAGUGAGAGCUGUGUCCCCCAUCCCAUUGUCAUGACAGAAGCAUUUGUCAAUCCUAACUACUGCAGGCAAUUGAUGUCUGAACUAUUGUUUGAAGCUUAUGCAGUUCCAGCAGUGAGUUACGGAGUGGACUCUUUGUUUAGCAUGUAUAAAAAUGAAAUUGGUGAUACAGCUCUCAUUGUUAACUGUGGAUAUCAUACCAUACAUAUAAUACCAGUCAUUAAGGGUCAAGUUGUUGAAGAACAUGCAAGAAGAAUUAAUUUGGGAGGUAGUGAAAUGAUAUGCUACUUGCACAAGCUACUACAACUGAAAUAUCCAGUCCAUGUGAAUGCCAUCACUAUGUCAAGAGCAGAGGAAAUACUACACGAACAUUGCUCUUUAGCCCUUGACUAUCAGGAAGAAAUCAGAAAAUGGGCUAGUCCUGAAUAUUACGAAGCCAAUGUUAAAAGAAUUCAACUACCUUUUGUCCAAACAACCAGUUCAUCUACAUUAACUGCUGAACAACAAAAAGAACGCAAAAAGGAAAUGGCGCGCAGAUUAUUGGAAAUAAAUGCAAGAAAGAGAGAGGAAAGACUGGCUGAGGAUGAAGAACAACUAAACCAGUUACUAGCCAUUCAGGAACUGAUAGAAGAUGGUGACACAGAUGAAUUCAAUGAAGCAAUAAAGGGUUUUGAUAUAAAAAGUUACGAAGAUUUGCAGCGUCAGAUAGCAAACGUGAACAUGCGCAUAGAGAAGAACAAACAGCGCAUAGCGAGUGCGGCGACGGCUGAAGACAUGCCUGAGCCGAGACCCACGGGCCGCAUCCAGCCCCCUACCGACCCUGAGGCCUUGGAGACCUGGCUCACUGAAACUAGGGCUAAGUACUGCGAGUUGCUGUCGCGGCGCGAGGCUCGUCGCGCGCGCCGUGCGGCGAUGGUGCGGCGCCGCACGGCGGCCGCGGCGGAGCGCAUGCGGGUCAUAUCGCGUCUCGCCGCCGCCGGAGACGAAUUCGGCAACCAAGACUCCGACUGGGAUGCUUACAAGAGUAUAAGCCGCGACGCGGAUUCAGAUUCGGAAGCGGACGGUGAACGCCUCAUGGAACUAGAAGAGGCACUGCGCGAACACGAACCGCAGACUUCGUCCAAUCAGCACCACCAGUUACAUCUCGCCAUUGAACCUAUUAGAGCACCAGAAUUAAUGUUUCAGCCGUCAAUGAUGGGCAAUCUAGAAGCUGGUCUGGCAGAGACGAUGGAGUAUGUGUUCAAACAUUUUAACCCAGAAGAACAACUACUGCUUGCUAAUAAUGUAUUUGUGACGGGUGGUUGUUCACAGUUUCCAGGUUUGAAGGAGAGACUAGAAAGAGAACUACUCGAAAUGCGUCCGUUUCAAACUACCCACAGGGUGGUAAUGGCGAAGAACGCCAGCCUCGAUGCUUGGUACGGGGCACGCGACUUCGCCGGCAGCAACGAAUUCGAAAACUGGUGCAUAACUAAAGAGGAAUAUUAUGAAAUGGGCGGAGAAUACUUAAAGGAACAUCACGCGAGUAAUAGGUAUUAUAAGAGCCCAGCACCUAUUACGGAUAACACCUUAGCCCCGGCAGGUGACGCGAACGUUGUUAAAGAAGAAAUAGUCAUUGAUUGUUAAUAAGAAUAAAACGAAGGAAUACUAAGAAAUGGACGGAAAAUACUUGAAAGAACAUCACGCGAGAAAUAGAUAUUACAUGAGCCCAGUACCUAUUACGGAUAACACCCUCGCCCCAGUCGGUGACGCGGACGUUGUCAAAGAAGAAAUAGUCGUCGAUUGCUAAUGAGAACAACACUAACGAAUACUAAGAAAUGAGCGGAGAAUACUUGAAGUAACAUCACGCGAGUAAUAGGUAUUACAAAAGCCCAGAUAACACCAUAGCCACGGCAGGUGAUAGGUACAAACGUUGUCAAAGAAAUAGUCGUAGAUUGCAUUGCAUUAGAAUAAUA